Molecule: messenger RNA, 396 nt
Organism: Gongylonema pulchrum
Lineage: Eukaryota; Metazoa; Nematoda; Chromadorea; Rhabditida; Gongylonematidae
Source: the annotation of a GenBank genome assembly
GUUGAGUGUUAUCGAAUUGGAAAAGGCUGUUAUACGCUGGUUGAUGAUCUGCUUUUUGACGAUUCAGAAGAUGCUGGUUACUCGCUAAAUUUCUAUGCAGACAGAGUUUCACCGAUUGAUAACAGUGCCGCUUUGGUGAUCUGUCAUCCGGAUGUAUGUCCAUUUCUCAAAUAUGUGAACAGUGCAGCAGAAGGUCAAUAUUAUUACGUUGUAACUUUCUCACUGAUUGGAUUGCACACGGAAGAAUUCGAUGAUGAUGAUGAUGAUGACGAGGAGGUGGAGGAGGUGGAGGGCGAGGAGGAAGAGGUGGAUGAUGAGGAGGGAGGUGGGGAUGAGGAAAAUGAGGAUGAUGAUAAUUCCAGCGAUGUUGUUGUUGUUGAAGAAAAAGAAACUUGA